UAAGCAUAGCCAGGAUUAGCUUGGAUGACAGGAAAAAAUAUAGGUUAGAAUCUGCUAAAAUUGGAUUACAUUUUUAAAUAGCAGCAAAGAUGUUUGCUAAAAACUUAUUAACGUCUAAUGUGAUCCAAAGGCAGGCGAAACGCUUGGCCAGCAAAUACAGAGCUGCAAUAUUGAAAAAGCAUGGCGAUUCAUUGGUUAUUGAAGAGGUGAAGCAAAAGUCAUUGAAGAACAACCAGGUUCGAAUAAAUGUUGCUUACUGCAGUGUUAAUAGCAUAGAUGUUAAAACAUUUAGGGACACUGCAACGCCAGUCCCAUUCGUACCUGGUUAUGAAUUGACUGGGGAAGUCCUGGAAGUAGGUUCUGAUGUCUCACCAGACAUUAUCUCAGUUGGUGAGAGAGUGGCUGCAUUGAACUUAAAUAAAUUUGGAGGAUUAGCACAGGAAUGCAUUGUGGAUAUGGAAGAUGUUUGGAGGGUUCCAUCUAAUUUACCAUUGAUGGAUGCAGCAGUGAUUUUAUUGGGUCAUAGCACAGCUCUUUAUACAUUCAGUAAACUGUUUCCUUUGGAUGCUAAGCAAACUGUUGUUAUUAGUGCAGCAACUGGAGGCAAUGGUUUGGCUGCUGUUGAUGUUGCAGCUCGUGUAUAUCAAGCUAAAGUAAUAGCUAUCACUGAUACAGAAGUUAAUUCAGAGGUGACCAGGUCUAAGGGAGCUUUCCAAACCAUGCAUUUCCAUAAAAACCUCAGGAAAGAUAUAAAUAAGUUAUUGAAAAAUGAAGGAGCUCCUAUUAUUUAUGAUGCUGUUGGUGAUUACAUGCUUGAAGAGAUUGCUAAAUGCGUUUCUACCAAUGGUAAGAUUAUUUGCGCUUCCACCAGGUUGGGAAAUACCAUAGCUACACCUCCAGCGCAUUGCACUUUGAGCGUUGUUUCUUUAGAAGCUUUGCGCGCCCAGGAUUUGGACAUGUACAGGCAGAUGGUCUCAGAUACUCUUGAUAUGGCUGCAGAUGAGUUAAUCUCUGGACACAUCAGCGAAAGCUGCAGCUUGACUGAUGUCAAGAACGCAAUCACGCAUAUUGAUAGCAAGAAAUGCAGUGGCAAAGUCGUCGUCAAGAUAGACUAGUAUUGGCUAUAAUUAUAUUAUCAUUAUUUAUUGUUACCAAAUAUAAAAUAGAACUGUU
Messenger RNA from Nicrophorus vespilloides, 1173 nucleotides. RefSeq names its product quinone oxidoreductase-like protein 2. The record is from RefSeq and is a predicted model, not a curated record. The transcript has 4 exons. Gene Ontology annotation, molecular function: oxidoreductase activity. NCBI's taxonomy places the organism in Eukaryota, Metazoa, Arthropoda, Insecta, Coleoptera, Silphidae. Gene Ontology annotation, cellular component: mitochondrion. The coding region runs from base 90 to 1115 and encodes 341 amino acids.